Histoplasma mississippiense is the source of this 1731-nucleotide messenger RNA. RefSeq lists its product as hypothetical. The transcript is spliced from 6 exons. Gene Ontology annotation, molecular function: phosphoric diester hydrolase activity. Bases 1 to 1731 code for a protein of 576 amino acids. The record is from RefSeq and is a predicted model, not a curated record. NCBI's taxonomy places the organism in Eukaryota, Fungi, Ascomycota, Eurotiomycetes, Onygenales, Ajellomycetaceae. Gene Ontology annotation, biological process: lipid metabolic process.
AUGGUCGCAGAAUACCUGACCGUCCGGAACCUCACACCAACAACACUAAUAUUGAACCAUGUUGAUCGGUUCCUGGUCCUUAACGUCCUAAAAUGCGACACUAAACAGGUGAAAAAUGAGUUGAAGAACAGUGUGACCGGAUCUGCAGCAGUUGCGGACACCUCGACGCAGAAUUCGGGUCCUUUUGUUAGACAGGACGUGUCAAUUCGGAUCGAAUCCUUCCACUCUGUGAAAACCGGGCUUUUGACAACGGAAGGCGAGAAUGAUCAAAUUCAAAUCACUGCAUCCACUUGGGAGUCCGCCACGUCGAAACCGCUUGUCGACAGUCCCCGUUUCCGAUUUACUGGAAUUUAUAUAAUCCCGGAAUCACACCUUGCGAUAUACCCCUGUGCCAACCUAAAUGCUUGGAUGCGCGAGUUCACUGAUGAAACGUAUCUUUCUGCCCUUUCUAUUCCCGGUACGCAUAAUUCCUCAGCAUACCAUUUAGCUGCACCCUCAGUCCGUUGCCAGGCUGUCAGCUCUCGGGAACAACUAGAAAAUGGCAUUCGAUUUUUUGAUAUUCGGGUGCAGCCCCGAUUCCCUAACGAACCAAGCAAGGACAAACUGCUGUUUGUCCAUGGCGUAUUCCCAAUCUCUUUUUCGGGACCCAAAUACUUGCGCGACCUCGUUAGCGAAGUUGAAUCAUUCCUCACGGAAAACCCUUCUGAAACUCUCAUUAUGUCCGUGAAGCGGGAAGUGCCGGGGAAACACACUGAUGAGCAACUUAGUCGCAUUCUCCGGGACCACUACGCGUAUGACGGGAGUAAGUGGUACACGGAGCCUCGUGUCCCAUUGAAGAAAGAAUGUGGAGGAUUGGGCUGGGGCAUUGAUGCUGAAGACUUGCCAGAUAACACCCCAUAUUCAGUUUGUCCAAGCGGAGAUUUAUGCAUUCAGGACUUCUACCGGGUACUUGAUAGAACGAUGAUUCCGCGGAAAAUAGACUAUGUUAAUUCUCAAUUUGAAAGGGCGGCGGAACUGCGCAAUCCAUUUGGCAUCAUCGGGGAAAAUAGAGCAAAUAAUGAUGAUCGUGGAGAUCACGAAUUUCCUUUUUAUAUAAAUUUCCUAAGCGCGAGCAACUUUUGGAAUGUUACGACUUGGCCGGAGAAGAUUGCGGCAAGAGUGAAUCCUGCGGCGGUGGAUUAUUUGUGUCGCAAGCAUCAUGGGAAGAAAGGGGAUUGGUCUACGGGAAUUGCAGUGUGCGAUUUGGUUGGAUUAGGCGGGGACUGGGACCUCGUGAAGUGUGUCGUCGAAGAAAAGGGAUCCAAUUAUCUCCUACUCUUUUGGACCAUCUGCCUUCCCUUCACCCGCGCUCUGAACACCAGUCUCAGGUCCCUUCUGCUCUUCUUCCAAAACACUCCUGCGGCUCUCGAGGGCAAGUCGUACAGACCGAGGUUCGCCCUCCGUCCUGGAGCAGGGAACUGUGGUGGCUUGGGUGCCAAAAUUGACAGGGAAGCUGAGCACAGCAAUCGGGCCAACCAAGAUGUUGGAGAGAUCAUGAUGUCCCUUUUUGUCGACAGCGUUUGUUUCGUCAACUUUUUGCAAAGCUUUCGUAAGCUCGCGACGGAUGCCGGCCCAUUCUACGGAUUGAAGGUUGUUAUGCUGGAAGAUCAGGAUCAAUGGUGUUGUGCGGAGCAGGGAGGUGUAUUGGCGGUGGAGCUGGGAUUUGCGGAACUCGGGCCGGCGAUGCGAUGA